UGUCUGUCGAGCUACUGCCGCCAUCUGUUCGUCGAGCCACUGCCGUCGUCAGUCACACGCAGGGCUGCUCUCUUCGUGCUGUUCUAAAAGUCUCCAACCCCUGCUCUCUUCUUUGAUUACUGAUUAUUUGAUUGUUUUGUGUUAUUUUUUUUUGAAUGAUUAUUUGAUUACUAAUGAGCUCUAGUUAUGUUGUUUUCCUGUUUUGUGUGUUGUGAUUUCGCUGAUUAUUGAAGGACUUAUGAUAAUUGAUUAUUGAAUGUCUUUUUAUUAUUGAUCAGGAUUACUGAUGUUCUGCUGGUUUUGCUGUGUUGCAUUUUACUUUACUGUUUUCUACUGUGCUGUUUGGCGUGCUGAUGUUUUGUGUUUUGUGAUUUCUUUGCAUAGUGAUGUGCUGCUGGAAACUGAAUUGCUAUUGUUUUGUGUGUUUGUGAUUUACUGUUUUGUGACUUAAUUAUGCUUAGAUGCUGUUUGUCUUCAUGAUUUAUUGAUUUCAGUUAUGUAGGAUUUUGUGAUUUCUUUGCAAUUUGCAUAGUGAUGUGUUGCUGGAGACUAAAUCGCUACUAUUGUGUGUUUGUGUUUUACACUUUCACUGUUUUGUGACUUAAUUAUGCCUAGAUGCUGACUGUCUUCAUGAUUUAUUGAUUUUAGUUAUAUAGUGUGUUCUGCUCUGGAGUGUGACUUCCGACUUAUAACUCGGCUACGGUCAGGCUAGGUAGUCCUUCUAUAACUCAGAACGUCCUCUCUGGAACCAGGGUGUGGUUGGCGUGGAACCUGCAAAAGGGACUCCAACGCCCAAGUCAGUAAUAUUACAAGACAAUGAGAAAUACUUUAAGAGAGAAUAAAAUAGAUGUCUUAUGUGGGCUGAAGUGUUUUAUUCUUCAGUGUUUAGAUGAGGAGAGAUCAGAGAAAAUCGUAUCCCCUAGCGGGGUUAGGAGGUGACUUAUAUAGACGGGAAAGCUUAAUGAUUUUACCGUUAUACUGACCUUGAUAGUAGGGCUGUUAUGGAUAUUUUCUGUUGUUCCCUUAUAUCUCGGUAAGUUUGGAAGAUUCAGCUAUUAUCGGUUAGUUUUGUAGAAUUAUUCAAAUUUGAUCUUUUCUGUUUGUGGUUAAGCUCGGUCAAAGCUUCUGGAAUCCAAGUACUUCGGUAUGGAUCACAGCCCCCAAGCUUGGCCUGUGAAAAAACAGGUUGAGCUUUUUAUGUUUUCCGCUUUUUGAAGCUUUAUUGUGACCGUAAUGGAGCCCCCAAGUUCAACUUGUUUUUUGUUUUUUUUUUGUUGGGCUAUUAUGUGUUGGGCUUUGAUGCGCAGUGUGAUUUUCGUUCCCGCUUCCUUUGUUAGUAGUUUUAUGAAACGUGGGAUAGUGGGUGUCUUGGGAGUUGGGGUUGUCUCUUCAACUGGUUGCUGUGUUUGCGUUGGAGUUUAUUACAUUGCUCUUAGGACGCGUCAUGUCUAAAAAAGGUUAGUAAAUUGUAUUUGUCUGUUGGUUUUCUUUUCUUUGUAAAAAUGGGGAAGAAAGAUACUGUUGCUAUUGAUGAGGGUGAUGUCUAUAGCUGGGUUGAUAGUGAUGUUAGGGGUCGCGUAUCUGUGUUUUGUAACGAUGAGCUUGUGAAACAAUUGAAUGAGGCUAACUGGGUAAGGCGUGGGCAUGAUUUUGAGGUUAGGUUUCUGCCAUGUAGUGAGAAUGAUAGAGUUUGUGAGAAAAGGUCUGACUGGAGCUACUUCUAUAUGUAUACGUGUUUGUUGACUGAACUUGGUAUACGUUUUCCUUUUACUGACUUCGGGUGUGGAGUUUUACACCAGUUAAACUGUGCUCUGACACAAUCGCACCCAAAUUCCUGGGCAUUCGUUAGAGCUUUUGAAUGUCUAAUGGAUUAUUUGGAAUGUUAUCCUUCGCUUGGUUUAUUUUUCUCUUUGUUUCAAGCUAAGGGUGUUCGUAGGGGUGGGUGGGUGAAUUUGAGUGGUCAUCCAAAUCUUUCAAAGAUUUUAAAGAAAUGUUUGUUAAAGUUCAAAUCAUUGAAGGUUUUUAUCCCUUCUUCUUGGACUCGUUGCUUGAGGAGAGAUUUCCAAUUUUUUGGUCUCCCGAGCCCAAACAAGUUUUAGAUUGGAAAGUAGGGUUUCUAGCGAAGAUUUGCUGUUAAAUUUUUUGAUGUUUGCAAUGUCGUCUUCUUCUUUACUUUCUACGUCUACUCUUCUGGAGCUUGAAGGGGAUAAGGAGGCAUUGGAGGAGUAUCUAGGUGAGAAAACUUUCACGCUCACUACGGCGAAUUUGAAGGCUUUUGUUUCGAAGAACAAAAAGAAAGAAAAGGAGGGAUCCUCUACCAAGAUAGUUAAAGAAGGUGAGGGAGGUGUGGGGAAGCUUGAUGGAAGUUUUAAGAGGAAGAGAGGUGAUGGUUCACCAAAGGUUGUUGACCUUACUGCUACGAGAGAUGGUUCUGCCAUUUUUACUCUUGAGGAGAUAAGUGCUACUUAUGAGAGUCAGGUGGUUCUUCAUGGUUAUAGGGAAGGUCCGUGUAAUUCUCUAUGGUCCUCUGGGUACCCGUUUAUGGCUGUGGCUGACGAGGUUGCUCAGGUGGAUUCUGAUGUUAAAAUAAUUCAUGAUGUAGGAAAGGUUGGGGUUGCUCGCUAUUUACAGGUGAUUGGGGCUAGGCUUCUUUCUAUUGGUCGGACUUCAGAGUUGGAUGAUAUCUUGGAGGGUGAUCAGGUUGCUGCAAUUAAGAAACUGAAAGAGUCUUUGGAGGAGAGGGAUGCUCGGGCUGAGAAGUUAAAAACUAAAGUUAGGGGGUUGAAGGAGAAGGUAAAGAAUGUUGAGUCUGAGCUUCAGAAAGUUAGGCGAGAUCUUGAGUCAAAAGUUGAGGAGGCUGAAAAGGCAAAUGCUCAGAUUCCUGAGCUGCAAGAGGAGGUUUUGUCAGCCUUUACUCUUGGGUUUGACCGUGCUAUAGCUCAGAUAGGAGUGUUAUCUCCCUCUUUUGAUGUUAGUAAAUUAGAUGUUACAAAAAUUGUUAGUAAUGGUCAGUUGCUCGAUGAUGAAGCUCUGUCCGAUAAGGGGGACGGGAGUGCUUCUGUUGGGAAAGUAGACUGAAGAAGUUUAUCAUGUUUUAGUUUGUUUUUUUUUUUUUUGUAAAACUUUUUGUAAAGCUUGUUGCUUUCUUUUGGAACACUGGAUAAUGUGUAGUUGACUUUGUUAUGGUUUGGUAGACCAUGUUUGUACUUUUUUUGAGUUUUGAAAUGAAUGGAUUUGAUAGUGUUGUUUUGUUAUACA
Molecule: messenger RNA, 3258 nt
Organism: Arachis ipaensis
Lineage: Eukaryota; Viridiplantae; Streptophyta; Magnoliopsida; Fabales; Fabaceae
Source: RefSeq, a predicted model, not a curated record